Molecule: messenger RNA, 339 nt
Organism: Symbiodinium pilosum
Lineage: Eukaryota; Dinophyceae; Suessiales; Symbiodiniaceae
Source: the annotation of a GenBank genome assembly
AUGGUUGAGAUCUCCCCUCGCUUGGAUGGAGAUAAGUUUUUCACACAGAUGGAUGGACGAACAGUGGCGACGCCGCUUCUUCUAUGUUUGCUGGUGGUUGAGUUCAGUGACAUCGUGUUUGCCACAGACUCGGUGCCCGCAGUGCUUGGAACUACCAAGGAUCCAUUUAUUGCGUAUUCGUCGAACAUUUUUGCAGUAUUUGGACUACGGUCGUUAUUCUUCAUCUUGCGGGAGGCCAUGACAAGGUUUACCUACCUGGAGCCUGCGGUGAGCUUGGUGCUGGGCUUCAUUGGCGUGAAAAUAGUGGUGGAUUACUUUGAAAUCGUGGAGGCAUUGUGA